GCCCAUGGAGUAGGUGGUGGUGGUGGUGAGCACACAGCCGCCUCCCCCCACCCAGAUGGAGCGGGUGGUGGUGAGCAUGCAGGACCCUGACCGGGGCGUGAAGAUGCGGAGCCAGCGCCUGCUUGUCACUGUCAUCCCCCACAUGGUGACAGGUGCUGACCUCGUGGAGUGGCUGGUCCAGAAGUUUUGUGUCACCGAGGAGGAGGUGCUGCACCUGGGCACCCUCCUGCUGCGCCAUGGCUACCUCUACCCCCUGCGUUCCCCCUGCUGCCUGGAGCUGCGGCCUGAUGACACACCCUACAGGUUCCAGACACCUUACUUCUGGGUGAGCACCCUGAGGCCGGCUACUGAGCUGGACUAUGCCAUCUACCUGGCCAAGAAGAGCUUCCGGAAGCAGGGUGCCCUGCUGGAGCAUGAGAAGGAGCACUACGGCCAGCUGCAACGGAAGGUCAGCCACAUGUGGGACCUGGUGGUGACGCAGGCCAGAGAGCAGCUGCGGGCAUCGAAGCAUCGCAGGAAGGGCGACAGGCUGGUCAUCACGUGGCAAGAGCAGACCUACUGGCUGGUGAACAGGCCCCCACCUGGGGUCCCCAGUGUGCUGGAGCAGGGGCCAGAGCAGGGUUCCCACAGUGCUAAGAGAGAGCUGAGGACCAAGGACUCAGGCUUCUACAGACAGGAGAUCGAAUGCAUCAGGAAAGCCCUGAGCAGGGCCCGUGUGAAGUCUUCCAUCUGCCUUGAGGCGUACCUGAAGUUUAGUGACCAGUACAAGCCACAUGACCCCAUCAUGUCGGGGUGCCUGCCCAGCAACCCCUGGAUCACGGACGAUGAUGCCUACUGGAUCAUGAACGCACCCAGUGUGGCCAUGCCCACGAGGCUGCGUGUGGAGCGCUGGGCCUUCAGCUUCUGGGAGCUGCUGGGAGACUCCAUGGGCCGCACCCACUUCCUGGAAUUUCUGGGGAAGGAGUUCAGCGCCGAGAACCUCUGCUUCUGGGAAGCCUGUGAGGAACUGCGUCAUGGAGCCCAGGCCCAGCUGUCCCACCGGGUGGAUGCUGUGUAUCAGCAGUUCCUGGCACCGGGCGCAGCACGCUGGGUCAACGUGGAUAGCCGCACAAUGGAGCUCACGCUGGGGGGGCUGCGGCAGCCUCACCGCUACGUGCUGGACCUGGCGCAGAUGCAUAUCUACAUGCUCAUGAAGAAGGACUCCUACCCCAGGUUCCUCAAGUCUGACCUGUACAGAGGCCUGCUGGCUGACGCCCUGGUGCCCCCAGAAACCAGGAGGCGGGUGUUUCCAUUCAUGUGGAAGCCACGGCAUUCGAACCCUAGCCCUGCACUCCUGCCCACUAGUGUGGAGCUGGCCUCUGGAAAGUCAGCUAUUAUCCCCGACGACGACGGUGGUAGCCAGGAGGUGUAGCCCUCUGUCCCCAGCUCAGGCUGCAUAAGCUGGUCCAGGGAGGGAGCCUGCGUGCAGGUGGGGCAGGAGCCCCCGGGAUGAUGAAGUCAAGCAGGGCCAGAUCCGAGUCUCUAUCCUCAGUUCUGAACCUGAAGCCCACUCCCCCUGUGAACCACCGGAUGAGAGACCCACGUCCCCUGUCACAUGGGGCGCAUCAG
Messenger RNA from Erinaceus europaeus (western European hedgehog), 1608 nucleotides. It is a transcript of the gene RGS11, whose product is annotated as regulator of G protein signaling 11. The coding region runs from base 56 to 1411 and encodes 451 amino acids. The transcript has 17 exons. Lineage: Eukaryota; Metazoa; Chordata; Mammalia; Eulipotyphla; Erinaceidae. The record is from RefSeq and is a predicted model, not a curated record. Gene Ontology annotation, biological process: G protein-coupled receptor signaling pathway; regulation of G protein-coupled receptor signaling pathway; intracellular signal transduction.